This is a messenger RNA of Microsporum canis CBS 113480, 6705 nucleotides long. RefSeq names its product pre-mRNA splicing factor. Gene Ontology annotation, molecular function: ATP binding; nucleic acid binding. Gene Ontology annotation, cellular component: nucleus. Lineage: Eukaryota; Fungi; Ascomycota; Eurotiomycetes; Onygenales; Arthrodermataceae. Bases 1 to 6705 code for a protein of 2234 amino acids. The record is from RefSeq and is a predicted model, not a curated record. The transcript has a single exon.
AUGGCGGACCCAAAUAAUGUCGCGCAGUACAAGUACUCGGCGAUGUCCAACCUGGUCCUCCAGGCGGAUCGUCGAUUCGUUACUCGCCGUGCUGAUGAAGUUACCGGUGAUCCAGAGUCCCUGGCGGGCCGCCUUAGCAUCAAGGACAUGGGCGCUCACGCGAUGCGCCCAGAAAUGAAGCAGAAGAAGGCAUCUGCACCAAAAGAUAUUGAGCGUGGAGGUAUAAGAGAGGGUGCUGAUGUCUUGAAAAGGGAGCAGCGCAAAAGAAAACGAGGGGAGCAGGCACAACUUCGAGGUGUUGGGAUUCUGUCCGCCGCAGAUGCCCUGAUCGAAGGUCUUAAAUACCGGCCACGAACAGCUGCAACCAGAGCUACAUAUGAUUUGAUAUUGACCACGACGGCGAAUCAUCUUGGCGAUGUUCCACAUGACGUUAUUCGGAGUGCGGCAGAUGCUAUACUAGAGCUCUUGAAAGAUGAGAACAUGAAAGAUUUUGAUAAGAAAAAAGAAGUGGACGACUUGUUGGGUGUUUCAAUGGGACCAAAAGAGUUUAACGAACUGGUAAACCUGGGGAAGAAAAUUACAGACUACGAUGCCCAAGAUGAUGAUGAAACGAACGGAGCUGGUGCAGAAGGGCAAGAGAGUGCUGAGCUAGACGAGCGCCAGGGUGUUGCUGUUGUAUUCGAUGAAUCCGAUGAAGAUGAAGACGAAAUACGGCCCGAUACUGAGGUAAGAGAUGAGGGAGAGACCAGUGAGGGUGAAGAUAUGUCUGACGGAGAGGGGCCAACGGCGAGUGAAGAUGCCCGACGUACACCUGAGGAUAUGCUGGGCAUGGGGGACGAAGACAUGAUCCUUGAUGCGGGAGCUGGAGCCGUCGCUGAAAAAUCCGAAGGGAGCAGUAAGAUUGUACCCGCUCGUGAGAUUGAUGCAUACUGGCUACAACGACAAAUCGGAAGUAUAUACUCCGACGCCCAUGUACAGCAUGAGAAGGCCCAGGAAGCUUUUGCCCUGAUGAGUGAACAGUCAGAGGAUGGUACACCAAAGGCAUUGCGAGAUGUUGAAAAUGACUUGAUGGAACUGUUCGACUAUGACCAUCCGGAGCUUGUUGGAACCCUGGUGCUCAAUCGCGAUAGAAUCGUGUGGACGACAAAGUGGAGAAGGGAAGCUGAAGAUACUGAUGCUAGGCAUCUUAUCGAAAGCCAAAUGAUAGAGAGUGGACACCGGCAUUUACUAGAUGAACUCACUGGCAAAUCCCAGGACCUCUCCUCAGAACGUCCUGGGAAAAAGUUGAAAGUAGAUUUGAUGGAUGUAGACGUUCCUGAGGCCAUAAAGGCGGACGAAGCUGAGGCUAAACUAAGGAACGUCGUUGGUGGACUACCUCCAUCAAAGGUUAUCAACCUCGAGAACUUGGUGUUUGAUCAGGGCAACCAUCUGAUGACCAAUCCCAAUGUCAAACUUCCUCAGGGCUCCACGAAGCGGACAUUCAAGGGCUAUGAGGAGAUCCACGUCCCCGCACCAAAACCCAAGCGUGAUGAUGAUAUCCGGAGAAUACCGAUUACUGAGCUCCCGGACUGGUCACGGCCUGGUUUUGGCAACACUGAUAAACUGAAUCUUAUUCAGUCAAAAUGUUUCCCUACAGCUUUCAAUAACGAUGGAAAUAUGCUUAUUUGCGCCCCGACUGGAUCAGGCAAAACGAACGUUGCUAUGCUUACAAUGCUUCGUGAAAUUGGCAAAAACAGAAACCCAGAAACCGGUGAAAUCAUGCUUGACGAUUUUAAAAUUAUUUACAUAGCUCCAUUAAAAGCAUUGGUUCAGGAACAAGUAGGGAACUUUGGAAAGCGCCUUCAACACUAUGGCAUCCGAGUCUCUGAACUCACCGGUGAUCGUCAAUUAACCAAGCAGCAAAUCGCAGAUACCCAACUUAUUGUCACCACUCCGGAAAAAUGGGAUAUCAUUACGAGAAAAGCCACAGACACAAGCUAUACUCGACUAGUCAGGCUAGUAAUUAUUGAUGAAAUCCAUUUACUUCACGAUGAGCGUGGCCCUGUACUAGAGAGUAUUGUGAGCAGGACGAUACGAAAAACAGAGCAGACUGGCGAACCCGUCCGGCUUGUUGGGCUUAGUGCAACUCUCCCUAAUUAUCGUGACGUUGGCAGCUUCUUGCGUGUUGAUCCUAUCAAUGGCUUAUUUCAUUUUGACGGCACUUUUAGGCCUUGUCCAUUGAAGCAGGAGUUUAUUGGUGUCACGGAUAAGAAGGCUAUUAAACAAUUAAAAACGAUGAACGACAUCUGCUACACGAAAGUCCUUGACCAAGUAGGUGCCAACAAGAAUCAAAUGCUGAUAUUCGUUCAUUCACGAAAGGAAACCGUUAAAACCGCGAGAUAUAUCAGAGAUAAGGCUGUGGAGAUGGAAACAAUAGGGCAAAUUUUAAGAAGUGACGCUGCCAGUCGGGCCAUCUUAGCGGAAGAAGCCGAUUCAGUUAAUGAUCCUGGACUUAAAGACCUGAUGCCGUACGGAUUCGGAAUCCAUCACGCUGGAAUGAGCAAGGCAGAUCGAACGUCUGUUGAAGAUCUAUUUGCCGAUGGUAGCUUGCAAGUACUUGUUUGUACAGCUACUCUUGCCUGGGGUGUUAAUUUGCCGGCACAUUGUGUUAUCAUCAAGGGAACACAAGUCUACUCUCCCGAGAAAGGUAGCUGGGUUGAGCUUAGCCCGCAAGAUGUCCUUCAGAUGCUCGGGCGAGCUGGUAGACCUCAGUACGAUUCAUUUGGAGAGGGCAUUAUCAUCACUACCCAGACAGAGUUGCAGUAUUAUCUCUCCCUGCUUAACCAACAACUCCCCAUUGAAAGUCAACUUAUGAGCAAACUUGCUGAUAAUCUCAACGCUGAAAUUGUUCUUGGAAAUGUACGGUCCCGUGAAGAAGGUGUGGAAUGGCUUGGGUAUACCUAUCUUUUCGUCAGAAUGCUUCGUUCCCCCGGACUCUAUAGCAUUGGCGCCGAUUAUGAACAUGACACUUCCCUUGAGCAGCGUCGUGUGGAUCUGAUUCACUCUGCGGCUAUGGUCUUGGAAAAAUCUAAUCUCGUUAAAUACGAUAAGAAGACCGGCAAACUCCAGGCCACUGAACUCGGACGCAUUGCUUCACAUUAUUACAUCUCCCAUAGUUCCAUGCUCACAUAUAAUCACCAUCUGCAGCCUAUGAUUUCUACCAUCGAUCUCUUCCGCAUUUUCUCUUUGAGUGAGGAAUUCAAAUAUAUUCCUGUACGCCAAGAUGAGAAAUUGGAACUGGCGAAACUCUUAAGUAGAGUCCCAAUUCCAGUCAAGGAGAGCAUUGAGGAACCCCACGCCAAGAUUAACGUGUUGUUGCAAGCUUUUAUUUCUCGUCUGAAGUUAGACGGGCUCGCCCUGAUGGCGGAUAUGGUGUAUGUCACUCAGUCUGCUGGCCGUAUUCUCCGUGCCAUCUUUGAGAUUACACUUCGAAAGGGCUGGUCAUCGGUAGCAAAGACAGCCCUUGACCUCUGUAAAAUGGCUGAAAAGAGGAUGUGGCCAACCAUGUCUCCGCUACGCCAAUUCCCAACCUGCCCUCGGGAUAUCUUACAGAAAGCCGAACGGAUUGAUGUUCCAUGGUCAAGCUAUUUCGACCUAGAUCCACCGCGUAUGGGUGAGCUUCUAGGUAUUCCAAAGGCGGGUCGUAUCGUAUGCGAUCUUGUGUCAAAAUUCCCUCGACUCGAGCUACAGGCUCAGGUACAGCCAAUGACACGUUCGAUGCUUCGCGUGGAGUUGACCAUUACACCUAAUUUCACCUGGGAUGACUCCCUCCAUGGAAACGCGGAAUCUUUUUGGAUUAUUGUUGAAGAUUGUGACGGUGAAGAUAUUCUUUUCUAUGACCAGUUCAUCCUGAAGAAAGAGUAUGCGAUGUCAGAAAUGAACGAGCAUUUGGUAGAAUUCACAGUUCCUAUCACUGAGCCCAUGCCACCCAACUACUUCAUAACUUUACUUUCUGACCGAUGGACACACUCCGAAACCAAAGUUGCCGUUGCCUUCCAAAAAUUGAUCCUUCCCGAGAAAUUCCCUCCGCACACUCCACUCUUAGAUAUGCAGCCUGUUCCGGUGAAGGCUGUGAGACGGGCAGAUUACCAAGACCUAUAUCCCGACUGGCAAAAGUUCAACAAAGUGCAGACACAAGUAUUCAAGGCACUAUUUGACUCUGACGAUAAUGUGUUCAUUGGUGCCCCUGUAGGGAGUGGGAAGACAGUAUGCGCCGAAUUUGCUAUCCUGAGACACUGGUCUAAGGAAGAUUCAAGAAAGGCAGUAUACAUUGCGCCAUUCCAGGAACUUGUUGAUCAGCGACUUGCGGAUUGGACUGCUCGCUUGGCUAAUGUUGCCGGAGGUAAAUCGAUCCGGAAAUUGACAGGAGAGACUACAGCCGAUCUCAAGAUUCUCGACCAGGCAGAUCUUGUCCUUGCGACGCCUAUUCAGUGGGAUGUCAUUUCCCGACAAUGGCAGAGACGCAAGAAUGUCCAAGCAGUUGAACUCUUCAUUGCAGACGACCUCAAUAUAUUAGGCGGACAAGGAGGAUACGUUUAUGAAGUUAUUGUAUCACGAAUGCACUACAUUUCUCUUCAAACAGAGCAAGAGCUACGAAUCGUUGGCCUUAGCGUGCCAUUAGCAAACGCCCGUGAUAUUGGAGAAUGGCUUGGAGCUAAGAAGCAUACCAUUUUCAAUUUCAGUCCUCACGUUCGACCUAUUCCUCUGGAGCUACAUAUUCAAUCUUUCACCAUCCCUCAUUUUCCAUCGCUUAUGCUUGCAAUGGCAAAGCCUGCUUACCUAUCUAUUCUUCAACUAUCCCCCGACAAACCUGCGAUGAUAUUCGUGCCAAGUCGCAAGCAAGCGCGAUCGAGUGCCUUGGAUCUCUUUACUACUUGCGUUGCGAGCGAAAAUGAAGACCGUUUCCUCCAUGCUGAUAUCGACGAGAUAGCACCUCUACUCGACAGGAUCGAAGAGAAAGCAUUGGCGGAAUCAAUUUCUCAUGGCAUUGGCUAUUACCACGAAGCCCUAAACACAAGUGAUAAACGCAUUGUUUCACACCUCUACAAAAUUGGUGCCCUCCAGGUCAUGAUUGCGUCCCGGGAUGUGUGCUGGGAGCUUGACCUUACAGCUCAUCUCGUUAUUAUCAUGGGGACUCAAUUGUUUGAUGGCCGCGAACACCGAUAUCUCGACUACCCAAUUAGCGAAAUUCUUCAGAUGUUCGGCAAGGCUACACGUCCUCGCGAAGAUAGAAUUGGCAAAGGUGUGCUAAUGGUCCCUGCUGUUAAACGUGAAUAUUACAAAAAAUUCCUCAACGAAGCGCUUCCAAUGGAGAGCCAUCUACAACUCUACCUUCACGACGCGUUUGUGACGGAAAUCAGCACGAAAACGAUCACGUCUACCCAAGAUGCUGUCGACUGGAUGACUUAUUCGUAUUUCUACCGACGGCUUCUCGCCAACCCUAGUUAUUACGGAUUGAGCGAUGUUAGCCAUGAAGGGCUAAGUACAUUCUUGUCAGAGCUUGUCGAAAACACGCUCAAAGAGUUGGCAGAAGCACAGAUAAUUGAUAUGGAUGAGGAUGAUAAUAUUGCUCCACUGAACGCUGCCAUGAUUGGAGCCUACUAUAACAUCUCCUUUAUUACCAUGCAGACCUUCCUUCUUUCGCUCUCACCACGGACCAAGCUCAAGGGAAUGCUUGAAAUCGUCACAUCUGCCACAGAGUUUGAAAAUAUCCAAGUACGACGACAUGAAGAUUACAUCCUUCGCCGUGUUUAUGAUCGAGUACCUGUCAAAAUGUCCGAUCCAGCCUUUGAUUCACCACAUUUCAAAGCCUUUGUUCUCCUACAAGCACAUUUCUCACGCCUUCAACUGCCAAUUGACUUGGCAAAGGAUCAAGAAAUCAUUGUUGGAAAGGUUCUUACCCUCCUCAGUGCCUGUGUCGAUGUUCUUCCCUCCAAGGGCCACCUGAACGCCAUGAAUGCCAUGGAGAUGUCGCAGAUGGUUGUUCAAUCCAUGUGGGACAGGGACAGUCCGUUAAUGCAGAUCCCCCACUUUGGUCCAAACGCUGUCAAAGCUGCCAACGAGUUCAAGUAUGUCCCCAUGCACAUAUCACAUAUCACAGUGGAUAAAAAUGCUAACAAUUAUGCUAGGAUACGUGAUAUCUUCGAGUUUAUGGAGGCUAUGGAUCCAUCUGAGAAUAAGGACUACAAUACCCUUGUAAAACGGCUCGGCCUUGAUAACAAGCAGCUCGCCCAGGCCGCUGCUUUUACCAAUAACAAGUACCCAAAUCUUGACCUCGAUUUCACUGUCCUUGAUAAAGAAAAUAUCACUGCUGGGGAACCAGCCUAUCUUAAGGUGAAGAUCGAACGCGAGCUGGAUGAAGACGAGGAACCAGAUACCACUGUGUCUGCUCCAUUCUAUCCUGCAAAGAAGAUGGAGAAUUGGUGGCUCGUGGUUGGUGAGGAAAAAACAAACAGCUUACUCUCGCUCAAGAGGGUAACUGUAGGCCGAAAACUUGAGAUGAAGCUGGAAUACAUCGUACCCAGCCCUGGAGAGCAUGAGCUAACCCUCUAUCUUAUGAGUGACAGCUAUGCAGGAGUCGACCAGGACCCUACCUUUAAAAUAACAGCUGCUGAGGGCAUGGAUGAGGACGAGGACGAGGACGAUGAUGAAGAAGACGAGGAGUAG